CUUCUCCUCAAAACUACAAUUAAUAGUUCUUCUUCCAUUCUCUCUUCAUUAGCCCUUUCAAAUCUCAACCAUGCCUGAUCUCCGACGUGGGUUCUCCGAUAACUAUAGCUAUUCAACGGAUUACAGCAUCCGGGCUCGAAGAACAGCUCAAAACUACCAGAAUUAUGGGUAUUUUGAUGGAGGUGGGAUUGAAUUUAGAGCAAUUACAGAAGGAGAAGAUGAAUCUGGACCACCAUCACCAACACUAUGGAACACAAGCCCGUCUAGAAUUCCUGAAGCAGAGGCUUCACUUCUCCACCACAACAGUCUUUCUCCGACAUCUCGGAGACUUGCAAUCGCCCGAGGCCGAAGGGAGAUCAUGGAGAUGAUUCGAAACAUUCCAGAAUCUUCUUAUGAGCUCUCCUUGCAAGACCUUGUGGAGAAGCCAUAUGUGCAGGCUAGUGUAGAUAAGAAGACUAGUAGUGAUCCAAAGAUACAGAGUGAGAGACCAAAGAGGAAGAAGAGUCAGGAAAGAAAUAAGAGGCCGAUUGGGAGAAGUGUGAGCAUGGAAACUGCUGAACCUGUCCUGCUUAAGAUGUUCUUCCCAUCUUCUUUGGGGUUGAAGAAGAAGAGCUUGUCAAUGGGUACAGAUUCUAAAAUCCCACCCAAGUCUCCAAAGUUGGAGACACAACAGAAAGAUGUAGAUAAAGAGUGGUGGAAAAAACGGUACUCAUUUUCAGGGGACAGUCAUACCGGUGUAACAAAAAGCAAUAACAAUGGAAGCACUGGUAGCAGUGGAAGCAGCAGCAGUGGAGGCAGCAGAAGAAGAAGCAAAAUUGGUCGGUUAGCUCAUUGCUGGUCUUGCUUCCAAACCAAAGACAAGACCUUAUGACUGAAAGGCUCCUUCCUCUUUUGAAUGAAACACCACCAAACAGAAGUGUUUUUGUAAUUAUCUCCCUAAUAUUACUUACAAUAGCAGAUCAGAGGUCUGUACUUAGUCACUAUUUCAGUUAGUUUUCUUCAAUUACCUCGUCUCAUUUUCCCACUAUCUGGUGAGAGAUGAGU
Molecule: messenger RNA, 1044 nt
Organism: Telopea speciosissima
Lineage: Eukaryota; Viridiplantae; Streptophyta; Magnoliopsida; Proteales; Proteaceae
Exons: 2
Coding region: 71-871 (266 amino acids)
Source: RefSeq, a predicted model, not a curated record